Dreissena polymorpha is the source of this 1291-nucleotide messenger RNA. RefSeq names its product epidermal growth factor-like protein 8. The record is from RefSeq and is a predicted model, not a curated record. Bases 107 to 436 code for a protein of 109 amino acids. Lineage: Eukaryota; Metazoa; Mollusca; Bivalvia; Myida; Dreissenidae. The transcript is spliced from 5 exons.
AUGCAUGCGAAUGGAUGCGCACUAACAAGGAAAUCACAUCUUCGUUUUUUGUAUAAAUGAAAGCGCACGUAACUUUGCGCAAUCUUUGGCGGGCGACCUUCUUGUCAUGAGGCUAACAAAGGUUUUUCUAUUGUUCUGCUGUCUGGAUUAUGCGGUUGGGCUAACCGGACAUGUAUGCACCAUCAUCCAAUACUACCAGCACUGGACAACUACAAGAACCGGCCUAUGGGGAUGGGGAAGAACGUCGGUUUCCAGACUGAGAAGCACUAAUGUGCAGGUCUGCUGUUUUGGAUGGAAGGAUAACGGACGUGGAGAGUGUGUCAUACCUAUAUGCCGCACGCCAUGCUAUAAUGGCGGCACGUGCAUAGCGCCCGACACGUGCAAGUGUCUGCCGUCAUUAGAGGGGGCGAAUUGUGCACAACAUGGUACGGGAUGAUGACUCGCUGUUGGCAGACGGAUGCUGCUGACCGACCUGAGUUCAUGGACAUACUGGCGACACCUGUGGACAACUACUAUUUUUACAAAUGAUAGACGAAAUUGGCAUACAUGUCUUAUAUACUUGAACUUUAAACUUAACUAGUGACAGUUUAUCAUAAUAGUAUUCGUGAAAACGAACGUUGAUUGAUUUAAGAAAAUUAUUUAACUUAAAACUGUAAUAAAUCUAAAAUAUAGUUACUUUGAAAACUAUGAUUGUUAGAAAUAUCAGACUGGCUUAUAGGCAGGGCAAAACCUGUGACAAAUUCUAAACAUUAGCACGUACCAAAUGAAACAAGAACAUUAAGUAAAAAAUUUAAUUAAAAAAACGGUUGAAACAGUAUAUUUAUUGUGCAAAAAGUUCAAUCAUAUAUCUGCCCCAAUACACACGCAGCUUUACGUGUAUACUCCUUUCGUGAAUUUUCGUGUAUUUAUUAUUAUAAUGUUUCAUUAUGCUAACAUUAUUCAUUCGUAAAAAUGUAUUUUAACAAAGCUUAAACAAAACGUAGUCAAUAAUUAAUUUAUGAUGAGUCGCUCUGCCAUUCCAAGUGAUUGAUUUUGCUGAAGGUGGUGGGCACUACAAUAAGAAUUAGAUUUGCACAUCGAUGUAUUAUGAUGAUUGUUCCAAUCUUAUCUAUUGCUCCUGAAUAUAUUAAUUUCCCAUUUUUUAUGUAGAACAAACAAAGAAUUAAUGUCAUAGACCAAUAAUUAGAUAAAUCUCCGUUUUAAAUUUUGUUUUAAAAUUGUUGGGUAUUUUUCUUAGAAUAUAUCAUGUUUUUUAAUUUGUGUGUGAACCUGAUUAAACCAAAAUAUCAAG